AUGGGUGUAACCAAUAUGAAUGCUAUGAAGCACACUUGGACACCAAGCGAGAGAAAGUUUUUGCGAGUUCUCAAAAGCGCCUACGAAAUGACAUGGGAGCAAGCAGCACCCAUUUUCAACACCGCCUUCCAGAUUCCUAACGCCUUUUAUCCACCGGCUCUAUCAGCACAGCACAGCGAGCUGAGUCGCCGAGCAUCGAGAGAUCUUUCUCGAGAUUUUCAAGCAUUGUUCUCAACAAAUGCUGACGAGGAAUGGGAGAUUAAAUCCCACAUCGCCAAUACAGCUGCGAGACUGGGUAUGCAGAUCUUUGAGCGUGUGCCUCAUUAUCAGAUUCACCAAAUGCCUUUGACACCAAGCGAGCCGAUGACACCCACUUCUUCACAGGCUGAUGGUCAGAGCGAAAUGAUGGAUGUUGCAACGCAACAAAAGCAUCUUAGGACGCCAGGAACGCCCUCGAAGUUGACACUACAUGCCUCAACCCGCUCAUUUUGCAUCAAUCCUUCACAAAUCGAUGCGAAUAGGGGGCAGUCUAGUAGUCGUCGUACGCGAACAAUUGCUUUUAUGAAUGAACAGGAUCAGGGUCCCCCCACCAGUCGCCUUAAGAGACAUAGAGUCAAAGAGAGUCCACCGUCUUCAGAGCUGCCACGACUUCUCUACAGGGGAUACUCUGACAAGAGCUUUGGUUUGAACUCUGCCCACGGAUUCCGAGCAGGUCAAUUCAUCUGCGAUGCAAGAAUACCACCAUGUCCCCCACUACAAGAGGUACGGAAAGAGGCAACCAGGCACGUGGAGGGCGAUAAGACGCCACGCGGUACUUUCUUUAUAUCCAUGACUUCGAACCUUGUCCGUGCUCUGGUAAUUGGGGCUAGGACUAUGAAGUAUAACAGCUAUGUUGCUCUAAUUGACACUGAGAAAAUGACGAGACAAGGCGACUCAAUCUUUUGUGCCAAAGAUUUAGAUCUUCAUCCGACGAAGGUCAAAAGUUACUACCCAUCGGGCGAGUACCUAUGCUAUGGGCAAAUUAGACAAGAGGCCAUCGUAGCCCAUAUUGCAGCAGGGGAUAUACUCAAUUCUCCCCCAAGAACGCCAUGGGAUGUAGACCCGUUGGGCUUUGAGAUAUCUCUGCUCGAUAUCGCCGUGCAAUCUUUGAUAUCGAGCUGGAAUUUUAAAAUAAAGAAAAAUGAACCGUGGCGAAUAAAUGAAGCAUUUGUCUCUGGAGUGAAGCAUGGUUUAGAAGGCAGAGACUCGGACAAUCUUGAAGAUGAGACCUCCUUAAUUGACUUGACGGUGGACCACAACGAUCAUGAUUCUCUAAUUUCAGAGCUAGAAAUAGCUGCUGUAUACGUUGAUAUUCAAGAUGAAACUGACGAGACCGCUGAGGAGGAAACGAGUUUGCUUCCAACCACAAAGCAGUUGUCUUCGGCUUCCAACGUACACAACCGCGUCCAAGAAGACGUUCUAGAAACCUACGAAUACCCUUGCUGGACUGGCAUUUGA
This is a messenger RNA of Bacidia gigantensis, 1497 nucleotides long. RefSeq lists its product as uncharacterized. The record is from RefSeq and is a predicted model, not a curated record. Bases 1 to 1497 code for a protein of 498 amino acids. The transcript is spliced from 5 exons. NCBI's taxonomy places the organism in Eukaryota, Fungi, Ascomycota, Lecanoromycetes, Lecanorales, Ramalinaceae.